GUCGCUGGUUAGUCCCGCCCUCCCUCUCCCGGUCCGGGCUGCCAAGCGGUAGCCAUGACUGCGCGCGGGACUCCGAGCCGCUUCCUGACGAGCGUCCUCCAUAACGGGCUGGGUCGCUACGUGCAGCAGCUGCAGCGCCUGAGCCUCAGCCUCAGCCGGGAUGCUCCCUCGUCCCGCGGCGCCAGGGAGUUCGUGGAACGCGAAGUGACCGACUUCGCCCGACGCAACCCAGGGGUCGUAAUAUACGUGAACCCGCGGCCGUGUGCGGUGCCCAGAAUAGUGGCCGAAUACCUUAACGGGACCGUGCGCGAGGAAAAGGUCAACAGCAAGUCGGUGGAGGAGAUCACAUCUCUGGUGCAGAAGCUGGCAAACCAGUCCGGCUUGGAUGUGAUCCGCAUCCGCAAGCCCUUCCACACGGACAACCCUAGCAUCCAGGGCCAGUGGCACCCCUUCACCAAUAAACGGACGGCCCUCCACGGGCUGCGGCCCAGAGAACUUCAUGAUCCUGCUCCAGAUUCGGUACAAGCACAGUAAAGAACCAGGCUUUGGACAGUGAAAGUGAUGAAAUUGCUUCCUCUUUCGGGUUUCAAGCUCAGGCCAAUAAAUGGCGACUACCAGCGGGGGCGUGGCCCGGGAUAAAGAAGAGCUGACUGUUACCUAGCUAGGUACAGUGACCUUGUGAAUACCCUAAUUCUGAUUCUGCUGGCGUCCUUGCAAGUUGAGAUGUGAAAAGGCUUCCAAGUGUUGUACAGGGUCCUUGUUUUGUGGAAUCAAAAUAAUAAUGAUUUCAAAACGCAGUGAAGGGUCUCAAGGCUGGCUUCUGAAGAGCCCGUGGUGUCCUGUUGUUCUUGCUGUGGCCUGGCGUUGGGCGAGGCACCUUCCAUCUGUGUUUGUGUGCAGAUUGGAAACUGAAGUCAUUAUUAAACUUACCUAAGACCACA
Peromyscus eremicus (cactus mouse) is the source of this 941-nucleotide messenger RNA. It is a transcript of the gene Mrpl43, whose product is annotated as mitochondrial ribosomal protein L43. NCBI's taxonomy places the organism in Eukaryota, Metazoa, Chordata, Mammalia, Rodentia, Cricetidae. The record is from RefSeq and is a predicted model, not a curated record. The transcript has 3 exons. Gene Ontology annotation, biological process: mitochondrial translation. Gene Ontology annotation, molecular function: structural constituent of ribosome. Bases 55 to 534 code for a protein of 159 amino acids. Gene Ontology annotation, cellular component: mitochondrial large ribosomal subunit.